Messenger RNA from Pimephales promelas (fathead minnow), 2208 nucleotides. RefSeq names its product Src like adaptor 1b (gene sla1b). The record is from RefSeq and is a predicted model, not a curated record. Lineage: Eukaryota; Metazoa; Chordata; Actinopteri; Cypriniformes; Leuciscidae.
UGUGGUGAGAAACAGUUUCCCCAUUUACUCAAGCCAUGCCCUUAAAGUCUUAUCAGUGAGAAGUUGCACAAGAGAACAACAGCAGAAUCUAAUGACACUCUUUUCUCAGAACAGAAGAUUGUCUCAGUUGGGACAGACAUCUGAUGGCUGGUCAGAUGUGAUAAAUCUGUAGGAAUAGCAGCGGGAGAUUGACAAUGGGAAGCGCUCAGGCAAGACAAAGAACCCCAGAGGAUUUCAGACAAACUACUACUAAUGAAGACUUUCCACCGAGAGUGCAUGAGAAUGACACAGCAGUAGUGUUGGAUAACUACCCUCCUCCUGAUAUCUGCGAGCCCAUAUUUCGAAUGGGAGACUGGCUGAAAAUAGUGUCUGAGGAAGGGUAUUGGUGGAAGGUCUACUCAGUCAACACGAAGGAAGUGAACUAUAUACCGCACUGUCAUGCCACAAAAGUCUACCAUGGCUGGCUGUUUGAAAGUGUGACCAGACCAAAAGCUGAGGAACUGCUUCGACUCCCAGGGAACCGAGUGGGGUCGUUCAUGAUUAGAGAGAGCACAAAAGGUAUGUACAGCUUGUCUGUACGCCACAGAACUAUUAAGCAUUAUCAGAUAGUUCGAAUGCCAAACAACUGGUAUUUCAUCUCUCCACGCCUCACAUUUCAGUGUCUGGAAGAUCUGGUCAACCACUACUCUGAUAUAGCAGACGGCCUGUGCUGUGUUCUUACCGGCCCGUGCUUGGCCGUCUGUGAAACACACCUGAGUGAGCGCAAGAAAUCGACUGGGAGAAAAUUAUCCUUUGACUGGAGAGCAGUGAACAGCUCCGAGCUCAUCCCGCAGAGUACAAGCCCUUCGGCGGUCAGCUAUGGAGUCCAGAACAGUGUCUCUUCCUAUCUGUCUUUACUGGGAGAGCAGGAAAAGCCAGAGAGAAAGAAAUUUAGUUUGAAGAAGAAGAGGUGGAGGUCUGUCUACACAUUGCCGAACCACCAGCUUGAAAAUUUGGCCAUUGUGGAGGACAACUAUGAGGAGGUGCAUUGAUAGAUCACAGCUAAUUCAUUUGUGGAACUCAAAAGCUGAUAUCUAAAGGCACUGUUGUUUGGGAAUCCUAAAGGGACUGAAUUUUUGGUCAGAAAGAUAUUUUCUUACUCAAGGUUAGGCUUAUGAAUGAGUGUUUUAAGAUGCUUGUGUAACCAUGAUUCAUUAUUUUUGGACUAGAGUAAACAGAUUUUACUGUAAAUGAGACCUCAAACAUUAGUCUUGUUACACAAAACAGUGGUGUUAUAUAACCGGCAGUGGGAGCUCAGAGUUCUGUUCUUACCAUUAGUAAAGCUCGGCGGAAGAGUGAUGAAGCUGAUGGCGAGGUGAGAUGAAGGCUCGCAAUGUCGGCUCCGUUUCUCUCUGCCCCUAUUGUGACUUUAUUGGGGUCUCCUCCAAACAAAGCAAUGUUUUUCUGAACCCAACCCAGAGCAGCUGCCUGGUCUUGCAAGCCGUAAUUCCCCGGCAGAGCACUGGAACCUACACAGAGUGAACAGACUUCAAUUCAUGAGGCACAUUUUGUAUCUCCAAAUGUAUUUUCCACACUAUCACUCCAGAAGAUUUGCAGUAGAUUACUGAGAAAUUACCUUCACACUAUAAUCAGCAUGCGAGAGUCUAUUCAUUAUAGAGACGAUUAAAACAAUAAUAAUCAUUUUUUAAAUGUUUACUCAAAUCUUCAAAGCUCCACACGGGUUUAGCUGGGAAAUUCAAGGAAGCCAAUCAGGCCUCUGCACAGCUUUCACUGUGUUGUUUUUGGCUGGACAGUGAAAGCUCAUCCUGGCAGACUACUCAAAGGCACCCAUUAGGCCCCCUUUUCAAACGUACUCAUCCAACGGUGGCAAAGGGGAAAAGAAUCUGAAUAUUUUCACAACCACCGUGUGGAAUGGAACUUCUCACAUGGACCUUACGUAACUAUAUUCCAUAACCAUAUUCCAUUGCAUUUUUUGGAAUUCCAUUUUAUGGAAGAAAUUAUCUAAUUUGUGCAAUACGUCAUUCUGUUCUAAAAGAGCUUCCAAGGCACUGUUUAAUUCCAGUGUAGGAUAUACAUUAAACUGUCUCAAUAACAGAGAUUCUUUCCUUAAAACAUUUUGAAGAGUUUUCAGCAUAAAGUGCUAAGGGAGCCUUUCUAUGUUUUGUUGCAUUACAAUAAAAAAAUCAAAUAAAAAUAUUUUUGUUGGCA